Fusarium keratoplasticum is the source of this 201-nucleotide messenger RNA. RefSeq names its product Complex III subunit 9. The transcript has 5 exons. The record is from RefSeq and is a predicted model, not a curated record. The coding region runs from base 1 to 201 and encodes 66 amino acids. Gene Ontology annotation, biological process: mitochondrial electron transport, ubiquinol to cytochrome c. Lineage: Eukaryota; Fungi; Ascomycota; Sordariomycetes; Hypocreales; Nectriaceae.
AUGGCCAUCACCAGCACCCUCUACAGGAGCCUGUUCUCCACCAACUACCUUAUGCUCGCGACCGUCUUCACUGCCGGCUUCGCCUGGGAGGUGGGCUUCAACAACGUCAUGGACAAGGUUUGGGACAACCACAACCGAGGCCGACAAUGGAAGGACAUCCGACACAAGUUCAUCGAGGGCGGCGACGAGGAUGAGGAAUAA